AUGAACGGAGAAGCUCGAGUCUUGCACGAGCAUGAAAUCUCACAAAGGCUGACAGCCAUAUGCUCUGAGAUCCUAUGUAUUCCGGUGGGGAAUAUAGAGAGUGUUUCUUCCUUUGUUAGUUUAGGAGGGGAUUCUUUCAAAGCAGUAAAUUUCUUCCAGAAAUGCACUGAACAAGGUCUCGCUGUUCGCUUCCAAGAUCUUCUCCACAAGUCUAUGGCUGAAAUAGCACACCUCUCAGCGAUCUCAAUCCAAGGUCAUCAUGAUUCUUCCACACUAAAACAACGUGGUAGUCUUCGGCAUAAAACAUAUCCCCUCAUGCCAGAUACAUACAAUUUCAGCAAGAUACUGCAGGAGCUAAGGGACAAGCAUGCAUUGAGUCAGGAUGAUGUCGAGGAUAUAUACCCAUUGAGCCCAAUGCAGGAGAGCAUGUAUAUCGGACAGAAAAUGAGCUCAAAACGCCUAUACCGAACUCGCGGCCUAUUCGUAGCGGCAUCUGGGUUUGAUUUGGAGCAUUUCAAAGCCACCUGGGGCGAUAUUAUUCGCAGACAUCAAACUCUCAGGACUAUAUACGUUGAAACAUCGGACCCAGCUUCGGAAAGGCUGCUCGACGCAGUCGUUCUCAAGGAAAAGCCUGGGCGGAUAACAGUGAGGCAAUAUCAUCAUGUUGAAGAAGUACAUCAGCAGUUCGCAAAAGACAUUUCCAAUGACCAGGAGGAUCAACAUCAUGUUACCAUUUACUGCGGGCCUGACAAGCAGAAAACCAGCCAAGUUUUCCUUCAACUCGAUCUCAACCAUCUUACCGUGGACGGCAGCUCUCUUAUGAUCAUCAUCCACGAACUCGUCCAGGGUUUGAGGGGCCUCCCGGUGAUAGGCCCAGCAGCGGGCUACGGGAAGUAUAUCGAUUAUCUCCAAAACCAGGUCGAUGAAGACGAGGCACUGAACUAUUGGAUCGACUUUCUCGAAGAAGCAGAGCCGUGUUACUUCCCAACUAUGAACGAUAACCAGAAGGGCGAGAGAGGAUCCGCCGAAGUUUUGGAGAUAUCGCUAGACACCUCCAUGCAAGAACUUCGAACAUUUUGCCGCGACUAUAACGUCACUAUUUCGAAUGUGUUGCAAGCCGUCUGGGCUCUGGUUCUGCACACAUACACAAGAGACCGCGAUGUUUGCUUUGGUUAUCUGUCGUCGGGACGUAGUCUGCCCAUUGUCGGAGCUUCGGAGAUUGUCGGUCCGAUGAUGAACCUCCUAGUUUGUCGAGUGAACAGCAUCGAAGAGAAGUCGAUCGGUGAUCUUCUCGAGGGAAUUCGCCAGGACUUUGUCAACUCGCUCCCACACCAAUGCUUUUCGAUUGGAAAAGUUCAAAGAAUUCUAGGAAGCCAUGAAAAUAAGCUAUUCAACACGAUUAUGACUUCAUAUUAUUCUCCCGACAUCAAUGACAAUGAAAAUACGGUAAAGCUUGUUGCAUCUCACAAUGCGUCAGACUUCGACAUUGUCAUAAAGAUUGUCUAUUCCGACUCAGAUAUCCGUGUACGAUUGGCUUAUUCGACAGCGGCUCUGUCAUCAAACAUGGCUCAGAAUGUUUCCUGCACUUUUUCGACUAUGCUUAAAAGAAUGAUAGAAGCGAAAAACCUCAAAACUUCAAUCCAACCUUUGACUCUAAUCAGCCCGCAUGAUAUGCAUCAGAUUACAGAUUGGAAUAACAACGCUCUUGUCCCUAAUACCCCUCCCACCCACAUUCACCAACUCAUUGAAAACAAUGCUCGUAUUCAUCCCGACGCUCCCGCCAUUUGCGCCUGGGACGGUGAUAUGAGCUACAAGGAACUCGAUGAAGCUGCAAGCUGCGUAGCCGGUUUCAUAAUCAACCUCGGUAUCGGCCCUGGAGCCUAUGUUCCGCUCUAUUUUGAAAAGUCAAAAUGGUUUUCAGUUGCUCUUUUAGCUGUUAUGAAAAGUGGAAACGCCUUUGUCCCACUGGAUAUUUCAAAUCCACCCAGGAGAAACCGGGAGAUCUUGAAACAAGUUGGUAUUUCAGAGGAUUAUGGCUUGGUCAUAUGUUCAUCGCAGCAAGCGUCGAAACUGGAUUCUUCGGCUCGAAACAUUUUGGAACUGAACGAAGAACAGCUUUCGACCAUAGCCUCUACACCAAAUUCGCGGCCUGUACCAUCUGUGGUCAAUGACGAUCCUAUAUACGUCAUUUUUACCUCUGGAUCUACUGGAGUACCUAAGGGCGUAAUUAUAGAGCAUGGCUCAUAUGCGUACGCUUUUGAGGCCCACAACCAUGGUCUUCACCUCAGCAGUUCCUCGAGAGUUCUCCAGUUUGCCUCAUACGGAUUCGACACCAGCAUGGAAGACCAUCUCACAACUCUCGCAAUUGGGGCUUGCCUUUGCGUCCCCUCUGAAGAGAUGCGCCUGAGUUUGCCAGAUUUAACCGCGUUUGCCACCAAGUCACAAGCCAACUGGGCUCAUCUUACACCGUCGUUUGCCGAGAUGCUAAGCCCUUCUAUAAUGCCAACCAUGAAGACGAUGGUUCUCGGUGGCGAGGCAAUGUCAGGAAAGAACAUUCGGAACUGGUCAAGACCUGGUCAAACUGAGUUGGUGCAAGUUUACGGACCAUCUGAGUGCUGCGUAACUAGCACUAUCAGUCCGAAGAUUACACCUGAAAGUGAUCCGACCAACAUCGGCAAAUCAAUUCCCGGCUGCAGGUCAUGGGUAGUUCGGCCCGAAGAACCAAACUUACUCCAGGCUAUCGGUGCUGUGGGUGAGCUACUUAUCGAAGGACCGAUCGUUGCCCGAGGGUACCUGAAUGAUCCGAAACAAACAGCGGAGUGUUUCGUUACUGGCCUCAAAUGGGCCCCUCAGAAGCGGUUUUACAGAAGUGGUGAUCUUGUCAAGUAUGACUCCAAGGGUGAUAUUCAUUUCGUGGGGCGAGCAGAUAGCCAGACUAAACUCCGUGGUCAGAGACUUGAGUUGGGUGAGAUUGAACGGCAGUUGAUACUAGAACCUGGAGUACGGAAUUGCCUUGUUCUUGUCCCCAAGUCGGGACCCUGCGGAGGGAGAUUGGUCGCAUUGGUCACACUUGCUUCUUCCAGCUCGCACUCAGAGGCUGCAGUUUCAACUCUGUCUGCACCAGUGGAGUUUCUGGAAAGCACUUGGCUUAAGCAAAUCGGCUGCAUGAGAGAUUUUCUCCUGGACAGAGUUCCGCAUUAUAUGACGCCCGAAAUUUGGAUCAUCGCAAAGUCGAUCGCUAGGAAUUCGUCAAGCAAGCUUGAGCGGAAGGAGGUAACUAAUUAUCUCGAAACCAUGACGGAAAGCCAGUAUGCCAAUUUGUUAUCUCGCAUGGAGGAGAAAAGUGUGGACCGACCAGGGAAUGAAACAGAACUGCUGUUGCAGAGCAUCUGGAGCGAGGUUCUAAACGUUCCUAAAGACCAGAUAAACUGGAAUAGUUCUUUUUAUUACCUAGGUGGUGAUUCGAUAUCGGCCAUGGCAGUAAGCAGCAUUGCGAGACAAAAGGGGCUGAACAUAUUAGCUGCGGAUAUUCUUCGUUGCAGAUCCAUUGAACGACUGGCCAAAUUAUCCGCUCCUACGAUUAAAACCCCCUUUAAACCGACUUUUGAAGCCAGCACAUUAACAGAAGAUCCAUUCCCUCUGUCGCCAAUUCAGCAAAUGCACUUCCAAGCUUCGCCGAACGGAGACGCUCUAGAUCAGCAAACGAUGGUAGUUCAACUUACCAAAGACAUAGACCAGGAAGCGCUCCUAAAUGGUCUAAACUCUAUUUCAGCUGCUCACCCUAUGUUACGAGCACGAUUUGAACGUCACAAUGGCGAGUGGAUGCAGAGAAUAUCCAAGUCAGAAGCCAAUCAAAGCUACAGAAUAAGAUUUCACAGCCGCGAUCAACUUGACUACGUCAUAGAGUGUAUUGCCGACGGUAAAAGGUCUUUAGACCUUACAAAUGGGCCUCUAGUUGGGAUUGACGUGUUCAAGACACGUCGUCAGACGUUGCUUUCUAUCACCAUCCAUCAUCUUGUGGUCGAUACAGUUUCUUGGCGAACUCUAUUCCGCGAACUUGAGAAUUUCCUCCUAUUUGGUGGUCAAGUGGAGGCUGAGAUGACGAGUUUCCAAACAUGGUGUUCUGCACAAAGACAACAUGCAAGAAACCUCAAAAUCGAGGACGUCCUUCCCGUACCUGAUCAAGUGCCCGCUACUGACCUUGGAUAUUGGAACAUGAAUGGCAAGGACAAUCGCUUUAAAGACUCCGUCCUUCAUAAACUUGCUUUUCGUCCAAAUUUUGGAAGAGCACUGUCUUCAGUACGCGAUACCGACAACUUUGCACCUCUGGAUAUCAUGAUUACCUCAAUCGGGGAAUCCUUCCAUGAUGUUUUUGACCGUUCGCCUGCUGUUUUCAUCGAAGGGCACGGAAGAGAGUUGUUAUCGUCCGACAUGAAUCCAUGGGAAACUGUGGGUUGGUUCACCACGUUCUCACCAGUUUUUGUAAAACACCAUGAUAAUAUUCUGGACACUCUAAGCACCGUACGCGAACUGCGAUUCAACACACCUCUGAGUGGACUUCCGUACUUCAUGUCAGGAUUUCUCAGCAGCGGUGGUAGUAAAGAAUACUUCAAAGCUCGCCACUGGCCGAUGGAGAUCACGCUCAACUAUCUAGGCGCUUUCCAGCAAUUCGAAAGACAAGGUUCACUGUUUAAAAGGUGUGAUGACAACUUACAAUCGCGGCUUUCAGAGUUGAGACGUCAGCAACGUGCCAACUCAGCAAGAUACGCUCUCAUUUCCAUCCUUGCUGUCAUGAAGGAUGAUGAACUAUCAGUUGAAAUCGAAUGGAACUCCCAAAUGAGCCAUCAAGAUGAACUCAUGAGCUGGGCUUGUCGCCUUGAAAAGCCGAACAAUGUGUACAGCCAACAUUUUCUUUUCAGGCUACAUAGCCAAGAAUUGCUACAGCCUGAAAGGCUUUACGCCGCAUGGAAACAGGUCGUAAUGUCCCAUCAGAUCCUGCGUACAUUGUUCCUGGAAGAUGAUGAAGGAAUGUUUUUACAAGUCGUGUUGAAAACGGCCACACCAGAUAUUGAGAUUAUACGACUUGAAGAUGCGCAAGACCUCUCACGACUUUGGGAAAACCGAUCCAACAACCCAGGUCUUUCACCACUUGGCGGCAAGAUUCUGCACAAACUCAGCAUAUUCUCAGCAAAGGAUGGCUCGGCCUACUGCUUUCUGGAUAAGAACCACAUCAUAACAGAUGGCACAACAUCAAGGCUUCUUAUUCGCGACUUUCUGAAUGAGUACGAGGGUCGGAAAAAAUCAGAAAUCUGUCCAUAUUCCAACUAUAUAAGAUUUAUUUUGGAACAGGACCUGGGGAAGAUAACUGACUAUUGGACUCAAUAUUUAAGCGGAGUCACAAAUUGUCAGUUUCCAAAGCUUUCUCAAACACGGACUCCACCAGGUCAAAAGGUUGAGUUCUCUCGCACAACGUUAACUGUCUCCGACAAAAUGACGCUGGAGACUGGCUGUAGAAAACUGGAUGUCACUUUGCCGAUUAUCUUUCAGGCGGCUUGGAGUAUUGUUCUGGCUGUCUAUCUCAAUACUGACGAUGUUGUCUUUGGGCUCCUGUGCCACGGUAGGGACGCACCAAUCCCUGGAGCUCAAGAAAUCAUUGGGCCAAUGGCUACUGUUGUCCCAAUCAGAGCUCAACUGCCAGUAACAAAACGAAUUCUCGAACUCAUUAAUGCAUUGCACGAAGACAACAUUGCACACAUGUCAUACCAAGCAAUAUCUCUUGCUCGUAUUCAACAUACCAUCAAGCGCAGUGCAGAUUCAAUAUUUAAUACCCUACUCAACUUCCAGAAGACUAGCACCGCUUCUUUUUCGUCCGGCGUCAAAUACGAUCUUUUAAACGCUCAUGAUACCAGCGAGUAUGAUCUUGCCGUUUGUAUAAAUGAAGACAAGGACCGCCUUGAUGUUACCAUAGAAUACCCAAAAGACUUUAUGUCUGAGGCUCAAGCUCAACGUCUACUCGCAGUUUACCUCAACACCAUUGAUUGCUUGGUUGGUAACCCGAAUGGCAUAAUUAAGGAGCUCAAUCUCGCCACGCGCUUGGACAGAGAGCAAAUACAAGAAUGGAACUCCGAAGAUAUGGAAGCCAGCAAACGUUGUAUUCAUGAAAUGAUAUCGGACACAACGCUAUACCAACCUUCGAAGCCUGCAAUAUCAUCAUGGGAUGGUGAUUUAACGUAUGCACAGUUGGACCUGCUUUCUACAAAACUCGCAGCGCAACUUCAGGCUAUUGGAGCUAAGCCGGAUGAGGUUGUCGUUCUCUGCUUCGAAAAGUCACUUUGGGCGGUUGUCGCCAUGCUUGCCGUUGCCAAGUCCGGUGCUGCAUUUGUUCACAUUGAUCCGAAAGGAGCUCCCAAGAGAACAGAGUUCGUGAUUAAACACACCAAGGCACGCAUUGGUCUCGCAUCCCUUGAGCAGUAUGACAACUUCAUAUCUUUUGUUGACACAAUUCUCAUCAUCAACAAGCCUUCCGUCAUGGGCUUGCCGACCCCCGGUGUGAAGGAUGUUGUCUCGGCCUCGGCAGAACCGUCCAACACUCUUUACAUCAUCUUCACCUCUGGGACAACGGGCACACCCAAGGGUGUGGUCAUCCAGCACGAGUCUUUCUGCUCUGCGGUGGUGGCAAAUAAGUCUUGGCUUCAGAUAAAGCCCAAUUCUAGGGUCCUUCAGUUCACAAACUACUGCUUUGAUGCCUCACUUGAAGAAAUUUUCACAGUGCUAGUUGCGGGCGGGUGUAUCUGCAUUCCCUCCGAUAAGGAGCGCAUGACCGAUAUUCCUGGGUUUGUAAAACGCAAGAAGGUUAAUUGGGCGGCAUUCACCCCUUCGUUUCUCCGGACGCUGGACCCACAAGAUCUGAAGCCUGUUAAAUUCAUUACUGUCCAUGCAGAGCCUAUGGAUCAGGACCUUAUCAAACGAUGGGCAGAUAAGAUACACAUGAGGCCAAGUUACGGGCCGACUGAAUGCUCUGUUACUAGUACAGUUGGUCUUCAGUUCAGUGUUGACACCGACGCAACAAACAUUGGCUUUCCUGUCGGAUGUCGAGGUUGGGUUGUCCAUCCGGAUAAUCAUGAUAUUCUAAUGCCCAUUGGAGCUAUUGGCGAGCUACUUCUGGAUGGUCCUAUCGUCGGCAAGGGCUAUCUCUUUGAUGAUGCCAAGACAAAAGCCGCUUUCAUUGACCCUCCCUUAUGGGCCGUUGAGCGAGAGUCAAUAUUUGGCAGUUCGCCAAAACGCAAGCUAUAUAAGACGGGGGACCUUGUCAGAUAUGCCGAAGACGGAAGUCUGCUCAUCCAGCGGCGGAAGGAUGAUUCCCAAGUCAAGGUUCGUGGUCAGAGAGUUGAGCUGGAUGAGAUACAGCAUCACCUUAAUAAGGUAUCCCGCGAGAUACAACAUAACGCCAUAUUGGUUCCCAAAGCCGGACUUCUUAAGGGGCGCCUGGUCGCCGUUGCAAGUUUGACAGCUCUUUCAGCGGGAAUCGAUACCGGAAAUUACGGAGUUCAAGCGCUUAAAACAGUUGACAGGGAAGCCCUAGGUAGUGACAACUGUGAAAAAGUGAAUCAGAUCUUGAGUAAUAUUACAGCUGCAAUGGAGAGAGACUUACCUAGUUAUAUGAUACCAGAAACAUGGCUCAUUGUACAAAGUCUGCCAGUUCAGCUGUCACUCAAGUUAGACUACCGACGCGUGGUCAGUUGGGUUGAAGGGUUGGACAAGAAGACACUACAGUCUGUUUUGGAACUGGGCCAAUACAGAAGUUCGAUGCAAGUGAUGCGACUUUGCCGGGCAUCAGGUCUCCAAGUUACAACGCAAGAAGUUCUCUUGAAUCAAACGAUCAAGCAACUGGCAGUAGUAGCUGCGCGAGCUUCUUUACCACCCAAAUCCCUAAUACCAACACCUCCACGGUCGCCUGACGACGAAUUCCACCUCUCAUCAUUCGCUAAAAAGGUCACAGAGACCGACAGCAAUGUGGAAUCAGUUUUUCCAUGUUCUCCAUUUCAAGAGAGAAUGUACAAUGCAUUUCAGAACAAGGCCCAGAAACCUUACUUGUUUAAUAGCCUGGUGUGCUUGGAAAAUAUCGGUCAAGACGCUUCAGUGAAUCUCAACAAGCUUUUCCGUGCCUGGCAGCAAACAGUCGAUUGCCACAGUAUUCUUCGAACCGCCCUAGUACUAGAUCCAAAGACCAAGAAAGUUUUUCAGAAAGUGCUGAAGAGGCAUAGGGCAGAUAUUGCGACUUUAUCGGCCAUGUCAGAGCAUGAUGCCCUCCGGCAAAGCAAGUCACAUCUCAAUAAAACGCGUUCAGCGUUAUUCAAAAGCGAAGCCCCACCGUUGUCUGUUCGAAUAUUCGUAACAUUGGAUCGUGUCAUUUACGUUCAUUUUGUUAUGAGCCAUGUUCUAAUAGACCAUGUCAGCUUAGCCCACGUCUUUAGCGAUUUUUCCAGGUUUUACGGUGACCAGGUCCCGACACCAGGCAUCACAACUAGUUUCGGCUAUUACAUUGAGAAUCACUGUCGCACCAAAGCUAUACACGCAAAUAACAAGUUUUGGGUAGAGACAAUGAAGAAUACCAGCCCGUGCAUGGUGUCCUCGGAGUCUCUUGUCAGCAGCACGGCCGACCCUCACUCGAUGGACUCCAUCAAUUUCUCUUUAAGCAUCACAGACGAACUGCGAGAAUUUUCACGGGGCACCGAAGUGACUUUGUCAAGUUUGCUUCAAUUUACUUGGGCUAUGGUUUUGCAUGUUUACACAGGUCAUUCGACUGUUUGUUUCGGCCACCUGGCGUCUGAUCGAGAUAUCGAUUUGCCACAAGCUGAAGAAAUCGUUGGACCUAUGCUGUCACUAAUGAUAGCAAGAGCUGUGUUGAACGACUCCUCGAGUCUCAUCGAAGCCUUACGCGACUUCCAGAAUGACUGUAUUCGCAGCUUGCAGCACAAAAUAUUCGAUUUGACUGAAGUAGAACGUCAACUUGGAUACGAAAAAACUGGACUUUUUAAUACUCUUGUCAAUUAUCGAAAGGUCAAGUAUUCUGGCGUUGAUGCAAACGUCAACUUCCGCUCUAUAUGGAAACAGGAUCCCCAUGAAUUGCAGCAAUUUUUGGUUCUUGCCUUCAAUGAAAAGUCCCUUCGAAUUGAGGCUUCCUUAACAUUCUACGAAUCGAUUUAUUCGAAACAGACGAUAAACACAUUAGCCGAAGCAUAUUCUGGCAUUUUGGAGAUGGUGGUAUGUGGCCAACAUCGUACAGUAGGCGACAUGAAGUCGGUCUUGAGUCCAUAG
Colletotrichum truncatum is the source of this 9318-nucleotide messenger RNA. The record is from RefSeq and is a predicted model, not a curated record. Lineage: Eukaryota; Fungi; Ascomycota; Sordariomycetes; Glomerellales; Glomerellaceae.